Pseudophryne corroboree (corroboree frog) is the source of this 1314-nucleotide messenger RNA. RefSeq names its product protein kinase C delta type-like. Gene Ontology annotation, biological process: peptidyl-serine phosphorylation. The record is from RefSeq and is a predicted model, not a curated record. Bases 1 to 1314 code for a protein of 437 amino acids. The transcript has 3 exons. Lineage: Eukaryota; Metazoa; Chordata; Amphibia; Anura; Myobatrachidae. Gene Ontology annotation, molecular function: protein serine/threonine kinase activity; ATP binding.
AUGGAGAACCAGAGACAAGAGACAGAAAAGAAAGAGGUGCAGAGGAAAAAAGAACCGCAGAGGAAAGCAGGCAGGCCGGACCAACUCAGCAGCCAGAAAGCGAAAAAGAUCACUAAGAAGGGAUCACGAAGAAACUGGGACAGAAUUGCAGCAUUUCUAAAAAAUAAAAAAAAUCAAUUCAUAACAGCAUUUGGAAGAGGCCGACAAGGCGCUACGCCCACCAGCCAACAAAACACUGAUACUGCCCCCUUAACAGUGGACAAAUUCACUUUCCACUCAAUACUUGGAGAGGGAGGCUACGGAAAAGUGCUGCUGGCAACAGACGCUCUUCGCAGGGAAAGAGUGGCAAUUAAGAUCUUAAAGAAGACAGCCCUAACAGAGAACGAGGGCAGCUUGGUCGAGUUUCGGGUCCUUCAGCUGGCACAUCAGAGCAAUUUCCUUACUCAUGGAUAUGCGACCUUCCAAACACAUCGUUAUCUAUACUGUGUAAUGGAACUGGCUAGUGGAGGAGAUCUGUUUGAUUUUUUUGAGACAUCAGAGAUGGACCUUCCCACAAUAACAUUUAUAGCGGCGGAAUUGGUUUGUGGAUUACAGUUCAUGCAUUCUAAAGGAAUAAUUCACAGAGACAUCAAACUGGAAAAUGUUCUGCUGACUGCAGACGGCCAUGUGAAGAUCACAGACUUUGGUCUAGCCCUAAUGAAUGUGUAUGGAGUAAUUGAUAAUGCAGGCAUUUGCGGGACACCUGGCUAUUUUGCUCCAGAAAUGAUAACCCGCCAGCCAUACAGUGCAGCUGUGGACUGGUUCGCAUUAGGGGUUAUAUUAUAUAUGCUCGCUACAGGAUCGGAGCCUUUCCCUGGAGAAUCCGUGUCAGAGAUAGCAGCAAUGAUCAUUGCAGAGGAACCAUCAUACGAAGGCCUUACUGGAGUAACAAAGGACUUUUUAUCCAACCUCCUGUGUAAGGACCAGUUCCUCCGGCUUGGGGUAAAUGGCGACGUGCGAAAACACCCCUUCUUCUCUUCUAUUAACUGGGAAGAGGUAGAGAGUGGAAAAACAGCAUCCCCACUCACAGUGCUCAAGAACGCCAUGGAUCUAGAUAAACAGAAUAUUCCUGUGCCCCACAGUGAAAUUUUCACACAACCAAUUCCUGCCAUGGACCAGGGGCUAUUUGACAACAUUCAAUUUCUGCCUGUUCCAACAUCCAGUGCAUCCCUCACUAUACACUGUCUGCCGCCUGCCCUGACCUCGGCUAUGUCUCUGGAAAUGCACCUGACCCACCCCGGCUACGUUCCAGGAGAUCUGCCUACUGCAAUAUAG